UAGCGGAUCUUCCGAACUCAGGGAUCAAACCCAGGUCUCCUCCGUUGCAGGUGGAUUCUUGACUGUCAGAGAGCUUAACACAAAUCACAUUAUUAGACUAUCCUGUGGCCACAGCCAGAGUGGGUAACCAGUGACACUCAUAUCAGGCAGGACAUGCCAGGAACAUAAAGAUCACCUCCUGCUCUCUCAUCGCGCGGCAUGCCUUCAAGAUGGCGCCGAAGAAAGACAAGAAGCCUAAGAAGUCAACCUGGAAGUUUAAUUUGGAUCUUACUCAUCCAGUAGAAGAUGGACUUUUUGAUUCUGGAAAUUUUGAACAGUUUCUGCAGGAGAAGGUUAAAGUGAAUGGAAAAACUGGAAAUCUUGGAAACGUCGUUCACAUUGAACACUUCAAGAAUAAAAUCAUAGUCGUUUCUGAGAAACAGUUCUCUAAAAGGUAUUUGAAGUACCUUACCAAGAAAUAUCUUAAAAAGAACAAUCUUCAUGAUUGGCUUUGUGUGGUUGCAUCUGACAAGGAGACCUAUGAGCUUCGUUACUUCCAGAUUAGUCAAGAUGAAGAUGAAUCUGAGUCUGAGGACUAGAUGAUGCCAUCCUUUAUAGGGCUUUGCUUGCUAAUAAAACACAUUAAGCAUACAAAAGAAAGAAACAUCUUGAAAUGGACCUUUAGCUUAUCGGUGAAUAAAAAACAUUACUCUGUA
This is a messenger RNA of Odocoileus virginianus texanus, 695 nucleotides long. RefSeq names its product ribosomal protein eL22-like. The record is from RefSeq and is a predicted model, not a curated record. Gene Ontology annotation, cellular component: ribosome. Lineage: Eukaryota; Metazoa; Chordata; Mammalia; Artiodactyla; Cervidae. Gene Ontology annotation, molecular function: structural constituent of ribosome; RNA binding. Gene Ontology annotation, biological process: cytoplasmic translation.